Messenger RNA from Zychaea mexicana, 666 nucleotides. RefSeq lists its product as uncharacterized. The record is from RefSeq and is a predicted model, not a curated record. The coding region runs from base 76 to 264 and encodes 62 amino acids. NCBI's taxonomy places the organism in Eukaryota, Fungi, Mucoromycota, Mucoromycetes, Mucorales, Lichtheimiaceae. The transcript has a single exon.
UUUAGUCAAGAUCGAAGCCUGACUGCAAUCAACUCAUGGCAGCUGUUUUUGAAUACCAUAUCAAGACACGUGUGCAUGCAUCUCGUCAAACAUCAGCUUCAACAACAACAACAACAACAACCAACAAUACACCAAAGCUCAAACAAAAUGACUAUAAAAAUGUUUGAAAGCCUCGAGCAAAAAAAGUUUUGGGAACUUAGUACAGGCACAAUCGUUGAAUUAAAAAUGAAGGAGCUUGCUUUGAAGAGUGAAACAGAACAGUGAGUCUUUUUGUUUUUCCUUUCUUUUUUGUACGUGCUAUUCUAAUUUACGACUAUUUCUAGUCCCUGCCACUCCAUGGUUCUUGAUACCUCGGAUCCUGCCUAGCUUGAAUUCUUCACUAUAAGUGAAUUUGACGAAAUUGAUAAUGAACAGCCACCAUCCAUUGUACUGUAGCGGUAGCUACUACUGCUAGCAAGUCACACGAAGCCCAAUUAGUAGAUCACACAAAUACCCUCUAUAAAGCAUCAAUCCCUCCUCAACUACAACAAUAUGUAUAAUUGUCAUCACCAUCCGUAACACCCCUAUAUCUUAUAUCUGUCAUUAAGUAUAGAAAUCAGUUGUUUUUAAGCAGUAAUAAAUCUUCAGUUAUAAUAUUACAUAUCCCCAGAUCUCAUAUCCAAUUCU